AUGGCUCUUGUUCCUCUCCAAUUAAUUGGAAGAAUCUCAGAGCACGAACGAGAUAUUUUUUGGAAAAAUGAUCUACCUUCUUCCGUUUCGUUGUGCAGACCGAUCAAGCUAAUUUUUUUGAAGGAAUCUGCUCAGCUAACGCGAAAUGAAGUUGAGAAAGUGCGAGAUCAAAUAAAAAAUCUGAGGCCAACUGAAAUUCUUCAAGACGGUCGGACAAUUACUGUAUAUUCUUCGUUAAUUCUAAGUAUGAUGGAUACUAAGGUAGUAAACGACCUCACAGAAACAAACUCGCAAUCCUGCUCAUUUUGUGGGAAAAGCGGAAAGAAUCUGAAUGACGCAACCAACGAUCUGAACGAGACCAACGCUGAAAAGUUCUCUCGUGGAUUCUCCCCUCUCCAUUGCUAUAUUCGGACAAUGGAACUGUUUCUUAAGGUAGCAUAUCGACUAGAAAUGGAAAAACCGACAUGGCGCGUAGCGAAGUCUAACGAAGCUGUCCGUCAACGAGAAGCCACCAUUCGAGCCGAAAUAAAACGAAGACUAGGGCUCAGAAUUAGCGAACCGUUACCGAGCGGUGGCAACAGCAAUGAUGGUAAUACCUCACGAAAGUUCUUCAAAGAAUGGCGUACAAUCUGCGAAAUUACGGGGUUGAAUGAAGAUCUACUGGAGAGAAUGUACAUCAUUCUAGUUAUUAUCAACUGUAAGAGUGAUAUCAACGUGGAAGUAUUCCAAAACUACUUGGAAACGACUAGGAAACUUUAUAUCAGCCUAUAUGGUUGGUAUCCGCUGUCUCCAACUCUCCACAAAAUUUUGGUCCACGGCGGUGCCAUCGCGAAGCACAGUACUGUUCCUGUUGGAAUGUUGAGCGAGGAAGCACUGGAGACCCGGAACAAGUCUAUCAGAAAGUUCCGAGAAUUCCACUCCAGGAAAUUCAGCAGAACGGCAAACAUCGAAGACGUCUUCCAACGUUUGCUUCUAACAUCCGAUCCAGUGAUUUCCUUGAUGAAUAGGAAAAACAGCGAUUCUCCUUUAAACUCUCUUCCAGCCAAAGCUCAAGAACUUGUUAUUUUGAAUUGA
This is a messenger RNA of Aedes albopictus (Asian tiger mosquito), 1074 nucleotides long. RefSeq lists its product as uncharacterized. Bases 1 to 1074 code for a protein of 357 amino acids. Lineage: Eukaryota; Metazoa; Arthropoda; Insecta; Diptera; Culicidae. The transcript is spliced from 2 exons. The record is from RefSeq and is a predicted model, not a curated record.